AUAGAGAGAGAGAGGGAGAGCGUUACCCCCACCACGGGGGGUGAAAACUACCCUGAGAGCGCGUGGGGUGUCCGGCCUCGGCGCCGAGGCGAACCGAGCGCGUCCGAAGCGAGCGGCAGUGCCCGACACACACCAGGUCCCGUACGGCACACGACUAGAGGCGCGCACAGUCCGGCACAGUCCACUCGGCGAUACGACUCAUGCUGGACCGUCGUCGCUCUGGUCCACGCCGGCAUCAGGCAUCCAGCACCCGCGCCGCCGUCGCCACCAGGCCGCCGCACCAGACAGCCGCACCAGCCCGCCGAGGCCACACGUCGACGAGGACGCGGUGCCGCCGACGCACGUCGACGUCGACGUCGCGUCAUCGGGAUCGCGCGUGGUCCAGGGACCGCGGGUGCACGCCGACUGCUGUUGCCGGCAAUUCAAAAUAGAAAAGAAACAUAUAAGGAAGCGCUUCAAAGAGAAGACAGAGAGAGAGAGAGAGAGAGAGAAAGAGAGAGAGAGUGAGGCUUCAAAGGAUCCGAGGAUACCGCUGGACGACGACACCGUCUGGGAACUUUGGUUCAUCGAACUCGCGCGAAACUCUACGGGACAUUAGCGCGGCGAGCGACGCUUUUGAACGUUUGUUUAUAUUUUUCCUGUUUCCCUUUUUCUUAAUCUAUAUCCACUCUGUGGCUGCCGUGACGGCAGCCGAGGCUCAGAAGGUGACAGGACAGCCGCAAAGUGAACGAGAUCGGUCAACGACAGGGGAUUCCGGCAAUUACGGAUAUUUCGGUGAAUUCGUCAUUGUGUUUGGGGGGGAAAAAGGGAAUCGACUGUGACUGUGAACUCCGUUGACCGCGACGACGAAGCCACCGCGACGACCGAGGAGAGUGCCCGCCGCGACAGGUCGUGCCGCCGCGUGUCGGCGCAACGUCGGCAGGUGCCUACACACAGGGGAACUACUGUCAAUCGCGAAGGUGCCGCCGUUCCCGCCGGACGAGCACGUAAAACGUCAUCAUCCCGCACCUGUGCGCACCUCUCCCGAUCGUUCCGGUCAGUUAGUCACACGGUCAGUCCGCAUUCGACACCACUCGGUUCGCAGUUGUCGUCGCGCUGUCACAUAUAUGUCGCGCGCGGUAAACGCGGCGCGGCCGCGGAGAAAUGCGGCCGACGAGGGCUAUGAGGACCGACACUAGUUGACGAAGAAGUGUCCAGGUUGCGGUGACGUGAUCGGAUAAUCGGGAAGACAGCGCGAAUCGCGAUAGGAGAGAACUGGACACGCGGCGUGUCCCUAAAGGAAAAAGAGAGAGAGAGAGAGACAGUGAGGACAGUGUUUCGAUAUUCCGGGAAAAAUCGGAUGGACCCUCUCGUCGCGGAGGGCGAAAACACGCGGCGGAGGUGAGAGGGAGGAGGGCGGAAGCGUGACGAGACGGCCGAGAUCGGGAUCGGGUCCUUUGUCCUGUUGUUCUGCCACCGACGUGCGCUUGUCGCUUCCUCCUUCCUCAUCUCGUCCCCGCGGAUGUGAUCCAGGAGACCGGUAGAAGAUAACGAUUGACCCUUGGAUCCCAGCAGCAGCGGCAGCAUCAGCAACAACAACAACAACAACAACGGCAACAGCAACACUUUUCCGUCCUGGACGCACGAAGCUAAGGCCGUUCUUCAAGAAACAGUGUUAACGCGACGAGAAUCGAAAAUCGCGAACGCCACCAUGAGGAUCAAAAUGCCCGCGGUCAGGAUCGCGCAAGCGGAAACCUCGCAAAGUACCACGUCCCCAGACACCGUCCAAUGUGGGGGCUGCAGGGCGUCUUACCCCCUCGGAGAGAUCGUCCGGUUCAUCGAACACAAGGUCAACCACUGUCGAAGUACCCUCCAGGGCUGCCACAGUCCACCGGCGACGGCCGCACCGGAGGACUCCGACCCAGAGGACGCCCUCACCAUGAAGACCGCCGACCCGGACUCGAAGCUAAAUUCGGUACCCAGCAUCUCCGCGCCUAUCAACAAGAGGAGUGGCCGACUGGAGAGUCCCCCGACGCCUCAGGGGCCGGGGCCGGAUACCGGAAGUCCGAUCGACCUCAAGGCGAGCGCCAGCUCGACGCCAAAAAGACGAACGGAGGCACCGGAUGAGGAUAAGGAGGAUCUUCCGAAAAAGCAGAAGACCGAGUCCGUUGACGCCGACACGAACACAGUCAAUUCCGAGCCAAGGUGGCUGCAGUGCUCUCAAUGUUCUCGGCGGCUGUGCUCGGCGUGGGAGCUCCUUCAGCAUGUACAGAGCAUGCACGGCGCCCGCCUCUACUGCUCCUCCUCCUCGUCGACGAAUUCGUCGUCAAACACUCCAGCGCCUAGUCCACCGACGCCUACGCCGACGCACGCGCACCAUCUAAGUCCGCCGAAUCAUCUGAACCUAAGCGGCAAGUCCACCGGAAGCUCCUCGGCGGCGAACUCUUCCGGCGGUACGAAUACCAGUGGCAGUAGCGGUGGCCGACAGCAGCUUCAGACCUCGUCCCUAGUGGGCGAUCCCCUCCACAGUUUCUUGAGGUUACCUCAACACUUGGAGCGAAGUUUCCCGCCCAUGUUCAGGCCGGAUUUUCUCACCCUGAAUCCAUUGGCGGGGUACAGAGGUCUUCAGGAGUUGCAGACAGCCACGCGGAAUCUGCAAAAUCUGGGCGAUCCACUUCGCGGUAUGGACGGUUUAAAUCUGGGGGAUCCACUGGUGCGUAGCUCAUUGGACUCCCUGAACAACGCUCGGAAUCUGGCGAACCUGGCCGAAUUGUCGCACGGCCGUGGCCUCGCUGGCCAAGCACACCCACCACCACUCGAGACGAACCUGGAUUUUUACUCAGCGCGCCUAAGGAGCCUCGCUAAUCCGCCCUUAGGCGCAGCUCCACCUAACCCUAGCGGAAAUCCCGCAACAAAUCCCCCUCCUCCACCGGUACAACCGGUACCGUCAGUUCCUGUUGUCAGCGGUGUUCAGCAACAGCAGCAACAGCAGCAGCAGCAACAACAGCAACAACAGCAGUCGCAACAGCAACAAUCGCAAUCCCAUGCACAGUCAGUGGAACCACCUAGUCCGGCUUCAGCCAACCCCACGAAUUUAACUCAUAGCAGUCAUCAAAAAGAAAAUUCGCCGCCCUGUUAUAGUCAAAGCCCAGUCGGCCAUCACAACAACAAUAACUCGACCGAUAGCGAGAAGACCAGCCCACCGGUAGCUUCUACGCCAAUCAUCACUGAUACUUCGUCUGAGACGGUAUACACGUGCGAAGUGUGUGACAAGAAGUUUCGUUUCCAAUCAAACUUGAUCGUUCACCGUCGCAGUCAUCGGGAUAAGGAAAGGCAGUACCAACAACAAGAAAGCACGCAAGAUGGUCAGAGUACGCCAACGAGAUGUGAAGUGUGUGAGAUCGAAGUAGCGAGCUUCGCCGAGCUAAGAAAGCACAUGAGAAAGGAGCAUCAGGACCACUUGAAUUCGGCUGCCAGUCCGCAAGGCAGCGUCGAAACGGUGCCGGACGACGGGUCCAGCUGCGACGAGAAUAUGGAUCUAGACGAGAUGGAGGAGAACGAGCAAAAGACCGAGCGGGAGGACGCGGAGGAAAACACGCCGGAGGAUCUAAGCACCACUCAGGGGCAGAGCGGCGAGGAGAGCGGAGGUCGGAUAGAGAAACCAGCCAGCCUGGUGGGCGAUCUCAUGGAGAAGUUUGGCCUGAGCAACAUCGCUCAAUAUUCAGAGGCUUACCGACAAGCGUUGCAAGAAAAUCAUCGCAGUGGUUUCCUCAAAACCGACUCGCCAUGCAACCUCGCUAACUCACUCAACAAUAACAAGGAGAAAGAAAGUGCUCUCUCACCUACAAAUUUUAAUUCUUCGACGACGCCGAAUAUUUUCUCUGGUCAGGGGUUUCCUAGAUCUGCAGGACCCGAUUUCGGGGGACUUUGGCUACCUAGUCCACACUAUUUGGAGAACAAUGAAUUUCGCAAGGUAACAAAGGCCACGACGUCCAGUUUGGCGCUUCAAGGCUUGCCGAGUCCGUUGCUGAAGAAGGAGCGAAGCGGCCGAAACGACACUUGCGAAUAUUGCGGCAAGGUUUUCAAAAACUGCUCGAAUCUGACGGUGCAUAGGCGGUCGCACACCGGUGAGAAGCCGUACAAAUGUGAACUGUGUUCGUACGCGUGUGCUCAAAGCUCGAAGCUAACUAGGCACAUGAAGACCCAUGGUCGACAUGGCAAGGACACGUACAAAUGCCGCUUUUGCGAAAUGCCCUUUUCGGUGCCGAGCACGUUGGAGAAGCACAUGAGGAAAUGCGUAGUAGUGGUGCAGCAAGGCCCCAAGUUGGAUAUACCAUACCCAGUGAUCAAGGAUGAGGACUCUUCAUUAAGUAGUAAGGAUACUUGAUCCUGGAACGGAAGCCUACCGCCGAUCCCGCCGCUGUGGCCGCAUAGGCCACCUUAUCCAGUAUACUGAAGAUGAAAAAUCUUUCUCUUCAGAGACCUCGAGAGAGGAAGAGAGAUACCUGAUGAACAACCUUGUCGCAUAAAGCCGAUUUGGAAACGGCGCGAUUAUCGAAGGAUCUCUAGCGGAAUAAUUUCUGGGGUCACCUCUCGAGAUUAAGAGAGGUGGUAGGUUGCGUGAUCUCGAGAAUCUCCGACCGAACGGCCUGGAAACGGCCGGUCGAGUCUGUAAGUUACAAUAAAAAAUUAUCAAGAGCUGGAAGAUCUAACGAAGCUGGAGUUUCGACUAGUUCGAGAAAGAGAGGAUUCUUACAAUCGUGAGGAUUGGACACAAUACAAGGAAGUUGUCCAGGUGAUACGAAAACAAAACGACAGAAUAAUGAAAGAAGGUACUCGACAAGAAACCCUACUCCACGUUUUAAUUCAUUAUAGAAAACGAACGAAUGGUUACCAGUUUGCAAGUCUCAGCACACACAGUUAUUUAAAUUACAUAUAUCUUUAUAAAUAUAUAGUUCAUAAAUAACAGGAAAAGACACUAUAAAUAUAAAACUGCAUAUAUAUAUACAUACA
Messenger RNA from Monomorium pharaonis (pharaoh ant), 4992 nucleotides. It is a transcript of the gene Cph, whose product is annotated as B-cell lymphoma/leukemia 11A. The coding region runs from base 1691 to 4366 and encodes 891 amino acids. Gene Ontology annotation, biological process: regulation of transcription by RNA polymerase II. Gene Ontology annotation, molecular function: RNA polymerase II cis-regulatory region sequence-specific DNA binding; DNA-binding transcription factor activity. The transcript has 3 exons. Gene Ontology annotation, cellular component: nucleus. Lineage: Eukaryota; Metazoa; Arthropoda; Insecta; Hymenoptera; Formicidae. The record is from RefSeq and is a predicted model, not a curated record.